AUCCGGCCAUCCCCGGUCACGGUCGAGGAAGACCCGGAGGAUUGAAGAAGAAGGGAAUGGAGAGGAAGGAAGUAAACUGCAGUCAGUCUAAUCGGCGAUCGCCAUCACUUUUCUGUCGCAGAACCGAUCAGAGCGUCUACCCUCAACCCACGAUGGUCUCACCACUCGGACAGCCCGGGAAAACGAGGCAGCAGCAGCAGCAGCAGCAAUCAAGGGCAAUCAGGGCAUCAGUCAUGGCAUCAACCAGUCGACGGAACGGCGCGGGAGGAUCCAAAUCAGCGGGUGCAGCCGGAAUCCGACGUCGGGCGGAAGCGAGCUGUCCGACGAGGAGCGUAAACGGGGAGGACCGAAACGGAUAAGGAAUAAGUAUCCGGCGCGAUCUCGUUUCCCGUACCCUCCCGAUGAUCGGGGGAGGUCAUCGGAGAUCAGGAGCGACGAUCUCGCCACGAUUCUUCAAUCCACAACCACCACCGUCAUACGGCUGUUAUAUUUUUGUAUUUCAUUGCAUCCAUUCGUUGGAUUUUAUCGCAAUUAUCGCGCAUCAUUUGUUGAAGUUUAUCGGCAUUUAUCACGCAUUUCGCACGCGCAAGAGAGGAAAAAGCAGGCUUCCACGUGUCUACCCGGGCGAGCCUGAGGAUAAUUAUUGAUCUUGAAUGAUUUGUCUUGCACACUCGAAACGCGCCUUCGAACGAGACGUCCUCGAGGCGCGACACACACAAAGCUCCGCGAGUUUUAAGUAUCUGUAUAAUAACGUACACCUUCCGACCUCAAGAUUCAAAGCAGCAAUUUCUUUCGUUGGACCGACCACCUUCCGUCUCGACGAGACUCACUCGGCUCCAGACGGCACAAUCGUCUGAUCGUUCCGUCUCCGACGCGACCCUUUUCGGAAACUCGGAAAUCCCUCCCGACUGGCGGAGGCUGCACCUGUCGAUUCUCGCCGGACCGAAGAGCAAAAGCAAACUUCUCAAAAGCAAAACCGAAAUCAAAUCACUCACUUUCUCUAACACUUGGAGCAUCAAAAACAGCAACACCUGGAAAAACGCACUUACUAUCACUAUUAUUAUUAUUACUUCAAAAAACAUAAAGCAAAGAAGAAAAAACGCCGACGUUACUCUCACCCUCGCAGCCAACUAUACUAAUACUAAUGAUAGUAACACUAUCGACGAAAAUUCCUCUGGAAAAAUUAUGGAAAUAUCAGCGCGUGCACCACGCGGCGCACUUCAGGCACACACAGGCCACUUUGGAACGCAGCAAAAAGCACACACAUACACGCAUACGUUAUACACGCAUGUACACGCACGCGCACGUAAGUACUCGCGUUGUUUCCGCAGCGCGAGAAAUUCGCGAGAGUUUCCCCGGAUCCACUGCCUCGCUCGAAAAAUUGGAUCGGAAAGGACGAAACGCGUCUCUCUCCUCGGAAAAAAGGCCCACGGCAUGGACGGAAUUUCGUUCCUCCGACCUCCAACCAGGCUCACCCCUUCGGUCUACACGCACAAGUGCAAGUCUCGCAAACCUUCAGGAUUAUUAUAAUUUCGCAGAGCACCAACAAACGCGGCCGCGGCAGGACGCGCGACCCUUUUCUUCCGUUUUACAGGAUGGCAUCACCGCGGGUCAUCGCACCGCGAGAUGAAAAAACAAGAAUAACAAAAAAAGUUUUCUCGUUACACUUCCCUACGUUUUAAUUUACUGCGCUGCGACAUCACCAAAGAGAUAAAAACGUGAUUCCAAGUUCACGUACGACUUAUUCGGUCAUUAUUUGAGCUUGUUGCCGGCAAUUUUGCGUGAACCAGUUUCCGCAAGACUACUUAUUCUUUUGAUUAUUUCAAAUCGGUUCAAAACAGGAGACGAUCGACGUUUCAAUGACGCGCAUCGCCAAUCAACGGCAUGCGGCGAAUCAAGGCUUCGGAGCAGAUCAAAAGCGCCAAAUCGCAAAAAGAAAAAAUCGGAAAUCACGACGUAAAUUACGCAAAUCACGUGCAGCCAAAACAGUCCUGCACGGUAUCAGAACAAAAAAGAAAAUAAAGCACUUUUCCAGAGUUCAAUCUGGCGAAGAAUAAUAACCAAAAGGCUCUCGAUCGAAAUUCGUCAUGUUAUUUCGGAUCGACGAGUUAGUGCAUCGUCAAACGCCUGACCCGUAAUUUCUCGAACAAUUAAUGAUCAGCAAACAAAAAAAA
Molecule: messenger RNA, 2174 nt
Organism: Monomorium pharaonis (pharaoh ant)
Lineage: Eukaryota; Metazoa; Arthropoda; Insecta; Hymenoptera; Formicidae
Exons: 2
Coding region: 57-359 (100 amino acids)
Source: RefSeq, a predicted model, not a curated record